GAAUCACCCACAAUGCGGUUUUGAUGCCAUUUACGUCUAUGAUGGCUCCAGCACUGGAAGCAGGCUCCUGGGGAAGGUGUGUGGCUCAAAUAACACCAUCUUCCACUCCACCGGGUCUUAUUUGACGGUGCACUUCAGGAGUGAUGGCAGUGUUAGAUACUCAGGAUUUCGUGCUUACUACAAAAUUGUGGCUGGAGGAUCCUGCAGAUACAGCUGUGGCUACCAAGUUGGAAGCUGCUCUUGUUCUUCAGGCUGUGAAUACAGAGGGAACUGUUGUGCUGACUAUCUAAAUUUCUGCUCAGCCACGUCUGCACCAGUCACAGCUCGGCCCUCGUGUCGUUACAACUGCGGUUCCAACAUGGGAAGCUGCUCCUGCUCAAGCUCUUGUCAAUACAAUGGCAACUGUUGUCAUGACUACAGCUAUUACUGUGGAGCUGAAGUCACGACCGAAGCUCAGUCCUCAUGUCGUUACAACUGCGGUUACAGCAUGGCAAGCUGCUCCUGCUCAAGCUCAUGUCAAUACUAUGGCAACUGUUGCUAUGACUACAACUACUACUGCCCAUCAACGAGCACUACAAGGUGGCCUACCACCACAGCUCAGCCUUCAUGUCGUUACAACUGCGGCUACAACAUGGGAAGCUGCUCCUGCUCAAGCUCAUGUCAAUACUAUGGCAACUGUUGCUAUGACUACAACUACUACUGCCCAUCAACUAGCACAACAAGGAGGCCUGCCACCACAGCUCGGCCCUCGUGUCGUUACAACUGCGGUUACAACAUGGGAAGCUGCUCCUGCUCAAGCUCUUGUGAAUACUAUGGCAACUGUUGCUAUGACUACCACUCUUACUGCUCCUGGACCACUGAAAGUGCCACCUCAGCAACACCCUGUGGAGGCUCUUUGUCUGGUUCUGGCACCUUCUCCAGCCCGAACCAUCCCAAUUACUACUACGACAACGCCUACUGUGUCUGGCAGCUCAGAGCUCCGUAUGACCAAAGAAUCUUCCUGGAUUUCACGUUCCUGCAAUUGGACAACUGCUGCAACUGUGACUACGUUUCAGUCUAUGAUGGGCCAUCUGUCGGUUCACGAUAUCUGGGCAAAGUGUGCAACAACAGUCUGAACACUUUCUACUCGACCUCCAACUACAUGACUGUGCUCUUCAGAACUGAUGGUUCUGUUGUUGGCCGAGGGUUCAAAGCUGAGUUCAUGAGCUCUUUGCCACCAAACUCAGGUCGAGUGGACUGUUCCUCAGACAACAUGAACAUUGUGAUUGAGAGGAGUUACCUGAACUCUCUUGGCUAUGACGGCCACAGUCUGUACCUGGACGACCCAUACUGCAGACCCCAGGUUUCCCGCUACCAGGUGGUCUUCAGUUUCCCCAUCAACACUUGUGGCACCGCUCGAAAGUUUGAGAAUGGCAGAGUUGUGUACACCAACGCUAUCCGUGCCUACACCUCCAACUCCGGAGAGAUCACACGCCAGACUCACCUUAAACUGAACGUGGGCUGCCGAAUGGAGCAGGACUCAGUGUCCCAGAUUAUGUACCUUGUGGAACAUCAUGAUAACAGUAGCAUUGUAGGCACAGGCAGAUUCAAUACCAGCAUGGCGUUCUACACAUCCAGCAGCUUCUACUACCAGGUGACUCAAGUUCCAUAUAAGGUGACACUCAACCAGGACAUGUACGUCCAAGUGGACCUGAGAAGGGGUGACAGCACCCUGGUCCUCUUUCUUGACACCUGUGUGACCUCACCAUCGCCCCAUGAUUUCCAAAGCAGACCUUACUACCUGGUCCGUAACGGAUGUCCUGUGGACAACACCUACUAUACCUACACCAGUGGCACCCGUGCCUACGCCCGUUUCAGAUUUAGGGCGUUCCAGUUCCUGCGAGCCACAGAGUCGGUUUAUAUCCAGUGCAAGGUCCUGAUAUGCCAGGCCUCCGACUACAAUUCCCGCUGCCGCCGUGGCUGCAACAGACGUAUGACCAGAGAUGUGGGGUCAAAACAUGACAGCCAAACUCUGGUCAUGGGUCCCAUCCAACUCAAAGAACUUGAGAAAAAGGAAGAAGGGACUGAGAAGCAGGACAUGAAGCAGGACAUAAAGCAGGACGUGGAACAGGACAAGAAGCAGGACAAGGAUUAACUUAUUGCAGAUAUUGCAGUGAGCUGCAUCAAUCUUUACAAAUCUAAAUCUCCUACCAUUCUUUUCACUGUGACUUUAUUAUACUCACCAUUUCUCUUUAUUGCAUUACCUGAUUAAAAGCAUCAUCAAAAGACAAUCUGUGUUUGUGAAUUUCAUUAUGUUAUACUCUGAAUGUUUAAUAUUAACACCCCAUAAAAUUAAUAUCACUUUUGUUGAAUACAGAGGUGGAGAAAAUGAAAACAAAAGACAAGAUGCAGCUCUGUUAGAAAACACUUUACUUAUAAAUUAGUUAGAUUAAUCCAUCUCACAAUAAAAUGAUUUGCCAUCCCAGAGGGAGAGUGAUCGCCAAAAGGCUUCAACAUUCACCAUUACCUAUGAACCUACGACACACUGAGAGAACAUAAGGCAGUCAUUACUGGAUGCCCCUAUUAUUGGUAAGCAUGGUGACAAAACGGUGGUCCUAAAAACGGUAACUAUGUUCUCCACACAUGUUGCUAAGCAACAGACAACAGUACUCAAGACAAAGAACAAUCUUGCUAAAGUAGCAGUCUUCCUGCAAAACGAUUUUGCUUUUUUGACACUGAACAUCUAUCCAACCACUCAGAAUACAAUACUCAGUAAAUAUUCAGAAAAGCACUGGGAUCCAUGUGAUGAAUGGGGGGAUUGUGGUGUGUUAUCACAAAGGCUAAAACUUGGCAUCCCCAGUGCUACGUGGCAAUUCUGAAAAAGUGUUCACAUGAGACACAAGACUUGGUGAUUCUGUCCUAAACACGGAGAUACUGGUUAUCAAAGUGACUUCAUACAAUAUCAAAAGAUCAGAAUGAUAUAGUUAAAAGGAUAUGCAAAACCCUUUUAAGAAAAUGAGAGGAGUUACCAUGAUGCUGGUCAAGGAAGGGCACUGUGUGGAGGAACUUCAAAAACAACACGACUUCAAUAAAAUCUAGUUUAACAUCUUAACUGGCUGACCAUACAAAGUGCGGCCAGGUUUUACUGUAAAUGCCACCCAUAUAGUACAGCUGGCAUUGAUUUCAAAGUUUCUUAGCAGCACUCAUGGAGCAGAAUUUUGGCAAACAAAAAAAAUCGUGGCUACCAUAGAAAACUACAAUGGCCCAACUUUUUUUUUUCUAAGGUUCUGGGCCUAUCCAUUACAGUAAGAAGAGAAUAACUGUAAUAAUAUUAAUCUUCAAAGUAACAGUCCUCUUUAUCUUGGACACACAAGAAAGUGACUAUGUCAGGCACUGCAAAUAAAUAGUAGUAAUGCACCAAGCACUGAAAUAAUUUCAACAAGGCUUAAGUAAGAUCACUCGAGGCCAACAGUUUGACUCCUGUGUGAGUAUCAUUACAGAAAUCUUUAUAGCUCCAGGAGUGUUGAGAAUUUAUUUGGGUGACUCAGUCAGAAUCGCCCUGCAACACACAUUUGUUUUGUCUUUACAGUUUGUAUUUUUCUAAAGGAACAUGCUGUUAAGAGUGACAGCCAAUUUGUUGACCCUCCCCACUUUACUCUCUUAACAGGCACAGGGGGGCCAUGGUCAUGCUUUUUUCUUCCAUGAGGUGAUGUUAUAUUUAGGGUUUUUUUUUUUUUUUUUUUUUUUUUUUUUUUUAAAGAGUCAAUGGAGACAUUA
Seriola aureovittata is the source of this 3756-nucleotide messenger RNA. RefSeq names its product CUB and zona pellucida-like domain-containing protein 1. The transcript is spliced from 18 exons. Gene Ontology annotation, cellular component: cell surface. The record is from RefSeq and is a predicted model, not a curated record. The coding region runs from base 359 to 2134 and encodes 591 amino acids. NCBI's taxonomy places the organism in Eukaryota, Metazoa, Chordata, Actinopteri, Carangiformes, Carangidae.